Xiphias gladius (swordfish) is the source of this 537-nucleotide messenger RNA. RefSeq names its product transmembrane protein 229B-like. NCBI's taxonomy places the organism in Eukaryota, Metazoa, Chordata, Actinopteri, Istiophoriformes, Xiphiidae. Bases 1 to 537 code for a protein of 178 amino acids. The transcript has 2 exons. The record is from RefSeq and is a predicted model, not a curated record.
AUGGAAACGAGAAAACUAAAUGCAAGGAGAACGCAAGGUACUUAUUAUCAAGGGACCGGUGUUGAAAGUGAAGGCCCAGCAGAACCACAUGGCAGCAGCUCCAGCCGUCCUCUCCCUGCUCUUGUUCGCCUCUAUGUGUAUGCACUGCACGGCUGCCUAUGUGAGGUGGCCUUCACCGCUGUGUGGGACUGGUGCAGCACCCAAGACAGGAGGCUGGCCGGUCACAGCAGCCUGUGGGCGCUGCCCAUGUACGCCACCGCAAUCUACCUCAUGGAGCGCCUGAGAGCGUGGCUCCUGGCUCAACAUCAGCCUCUGCCUGUGCGUCUGACGGCCUACACCCUGUUCAUCUACUUAUGGGAGUUCAGCUGGGGAGCAGGUCUGAGGCUGCUGAGGGCCUGCCCCUGGGACUACUCGGGUUAUACGUACAACCUGGGAGGACUGGUGACCCUGGAGUAUGCGCUGCCCUGGGCUGUAGCAGCAUUUAUAGCAGAGCAGCAUGUGAUCAGGAACACUCUGAGGAUAAGACUGCACGACUGA